Molecule: messenger RNA, 2366 nt
Organism: Motacilla alba alba
Lineage: Eukaryota; Metazoa; Chordata; Aves; Passeriformes; Motacillidae
Gene: SMCR8
Product: SMCR8-C9orf72 complex subunit
Exons: 1
Cellular component (GO): guanyl-nucleotide exchange factor complex
Molecular function (GO): GTPase activator activity
Source: RefSeq, a predicted model, not a curated record
AACUCCCGAGAUGCUCCGCGGCGCCCCUCCCGCCGCCGCUCCGCCUCGAUUUUCCCCUUUUCCCGCCGCCGCUGGGCCAGUCCCAGGGUCGGUAACGACAAAGGGCGGCGACGGUAAAUAUAAACAACUCCAGCUGAGGAAGAGGAGGAGGAGGAGGCGGGGGUGUCGCUUCCUGCCGGCGGGGUCAGAGGCCGCGCGUCAUGUGACUCCAAGAUGGCUGCGGGGCCGUGAGGAGGCGGCGGCUCCGGCCAUGGCGGCGGCGUGAGGGGGACGCGGGGCUGCGGCAGCGGCGGGGCCGGGGCCGGGGCUGCGCCGGGGCCUCCCGCGGGGCCCGGCGGUGGCGGGGGGACCGGGGGCGCGUCUCUGCUCCAUGUCGGUCCCGUCCUGCGGGAAAUAUGAUCAGCGCCCCUGACGUGGUGGCCUUCACCAGGGAGGAGGAGCUGGAGGAUGAUCUGUACCGCGAGCCGCCCCUGCCCGAGGAGUACUCGGUGCCGCUGUUCCCCUUCGCCGGCCAGGGCGCCAACCCCUGGGCCAAGGUCGCCGGCUCCAAGUUCACCCGGGACUUCAUCCUCAUCUCCGAGUUCUCGGAGCAAGUGGGGCCGCAGCCCCUCCUGACCAUCCCCGAUGACGCCAAGGUGUCGGGCACCUUCGAUCUCAACUAUUUUUCCCUGCGGAUCAUGUCUGUGGAUUACCAGGCAUCCUUCGUGGGGCACCCUCCCGGCUCUGCCUACCCGAAGCUGAACUUCGUGGAGGAUUCCAAGGUGGUGCUGGGGGAUUCCAAGGAAGGGGCCUUUGCCUACGUGCACCACUUGACCCUGUAUGACCUGGAAGCCAGGGGCUUUGUGAGGCCCUUCUGCUUGGCCUAUAUUUCUGCUGACGAGCACAAAAUCAUGCAGCAGUUUCAGGAACUUUCCACCGAGUUCUCCAAAGCCUCCGAAUGCCUGAAGACGGGGAACCGGAAAGCUUUUGCCAACGAACUGGAAAAGAAACUGAAAGAUCUUGACUACACCAGGACCGUCCUGCACAACGAGACCGAGCAGCAGAAGAAAGCCAACGACAAGGGAUAUUACACAACGCAGGCCAUUGAGAAGGCCAACGAGCUGGCCAGCGUGGAAAAGUCAAUCAUCGAGCACCAAGACCUACUGAGGCAAAUCCGGUCGUAUCCCUACAGGAAGCUGAAGGACUCUGAAUUCCACCCCUACGAGCCAGAAUGUGCCCUGGACCGGGCUGACGCGGGCAGCGAUCAGGACCCGACUGCCUCUGAGCCUGGUGAAACUCACCUUUACACCCACGUGCCAUCCUACACCCCCAAACUCAUCAAAGCCAAGUCUGCCAAGUGCUUUGACAAGAAGCUGAAGACACUGGAGGAACUCUGUGAUGUUUAUUUUUUCACCCAGACCCUUGACCAGUUGCACCAUAUCGAGAGGACUUUUCGAGGGGAUGUUUGUUACCUCCUGACAGAGCAGAUCAGCCGGGCUCUCCUAAAGCAACAGAGUGUCACCAACUUCCUCUUUGAGGAUGUGUCUUUCCUAGAUGAAAAACCUCCUGAAAAGCAGUACAGAGGCUGCCAGGGGCUUGGCCAAGAUGCCAUGGAUGAAAAGUGUUCGGAAGAGUCCCUUGCUCCUAAAGUGGUCAUCAGCCUGGGCUCCUACAAGUCCAGUGUGGAAUGUGUGCCCAUCAAGAUGGAGCAGGAAAUGGAGGACUCUGAAGAACCCAAAAUGUCUGAGUCUGUGACAUCAGAGCACCAGGAGACCCUGGACUAUCUGGAUGCAGAUAUCAAAGGCAGCAUCAGCAGCGGGGAGAGCAUCGAGGUGCUGGGGACGGAGAAGUCGGGAUCGGGGCUGACCAAGUCGGAGAGCCAGGCCAGCCUGCCCGUCAUGGCCAGCCCCCAGGCGGGCCGCAGCAAGGUGGGCAGCCGGCGCACGGUCAGCGAGGACAGCAUCGAGGUGCUCAGCACGUGUCCCUCCGAGUCCCUCAUCCCAGAGGACUUCAAAGCGAGCUACCCAAGUGCCAUUAACGAGGAGCCCUACGUGGAUGACGCCGAGGGAGGCCUUCGCUUCGCGCCCAGAGCCGGCCCGGGCGUCCACGACGGGCGGGACGACGUCUCGAAGCAGGAAAGCUUGGUGCAGGUGGAUGCCGCCUGUUGUAUCGGCAAGGAGAGUCCCAGUUUCCUGGAGCCCCUGCCCGAGCCGGGGCAGAAGCCGCGCGAGGAGGACGGGGUGGUGCGGAUCCCCCCGCAGCCGUACCGGCCGGCCGAGCAGGGGCUGCGCGGGGGCUUCCCCUGCCACGAGGGCCUCUCGGGGGGGCUCCCGCCCUACGAGCUCGACUCGCGCUGCCCGACGGGCAGCAGGGAGGUGAGUAAGAGC